UUGAAUAGAUAAACAUGCUGCCUACACCGUCUAUUUUUAUCGUGACAUAAGACAUAAAUAAGGGAAAAGUCAAUUAACCGUCAUGACUAUAGUUCAUCAGACCCAUCUUUUUCAAAAUCGCUUCAAAUUAUUCGGUGUUUACAAAUGUCAUUGCACCGUGAACCUAAUUGUUUGUAUACAAUCGAAGUGUCAUUUACUUAUCUUAAAUCUUAUUAGCAGAAAUCGAAUUAAAAUUCUUCAAUUAAAUUGAUUUAAACUGAUUUAAAUAAAAAGAUUAUUUUCUUGCUCUUUAAAUGAUUACUUCAUGUUCAGCAUGAUCAUAUUUUUAUUUUCCUAUGUAAAAAAGCCGUAGCAGAUUAUAAAGUAUAAGGCUUCAUUUGUGCAGACGUUCUCUGCAUGCUAUUGUUAUACCAGGGCACGUAAUCUGAGUCGUUCGUAAGCGUUCCUUAGUUUAUAUGUGACUUGCCGGUAGUUUUUCUGUAGUUACGAUAUUCAAUUAAUAUUAAUUCACAUUCAGAAGCGCAAACUUUCUUAAUAAAACCAUAUACAUGUAUGAAGGAUUUCAUACUGUUGUGAUGGAAAAUAACAUACAAUUUGUUCUAUAAUAGAGAUGUCUAUUUUAGAGAAAAUUUCAUACAACAUAAACACGCACGUUUAUACCAUAUACCCAUAGUCUUUGCCGAAGUGUCGCAUAGUAUUAUAUAUGGUAAUUGGAACUGCAGAGUCAGCAAAUGAACGUAAUCACUGGACUGCAGCCACAAUUUUAAUCAGAACAGACUGUGAACAUUGUAGAAAAACUAGACUUCACGACGGUGUUACCUUACUUGCUGUAAUGUAAUGUGCCUGCAACCUAUGUGUUGUAAUUUUUAAGACCGUCUCGAAGAUCUGAUCGGCAAUGGACGGUGCAAUCGGUUGAUUCGACAAGUAGAAACAAUGGAGUGGAAAACAAUUGCUUUGACUACGUUGAUUGUGAGUUUGUGCUUUUUGGCCAUACCAAUCAAAGUUGGACCCGCAGAUAAUGGCACCAAUAGUACUGAACAAACAAAAUUAUUCGAAGAAUAUGUUGAUCAAUACCAGAAGCCAUAUCGACAUAAUCCCGACGAAUAUCAAAAGAGAUUUUCACGGUUUCAGGAGUCAUUGAAAACAAUUGAGACUCUAAAUAAACAAAGAAAAUCAAACAGUGAUGCUCGUUAUGGAGUGACUAAAUUUUCUGAUAUGAGUGAAGAAGAAUUUCUACAAUUACAUUUACGUCCAGAUCUGCCGACUAGAAGUGAAAAACACCAUCAAAGUGUUAAUCAUCAUGAUCAUGCUCUGGAUCGAUCAAAGAGAGCCCCAGUGGUAAUUCCUGAUAAAUUUGAUUGGAGAGAUCAAAAAGUUGUUACAUCUGUAAAGACUCAAGGUGUUUGUGGAGCUUGUUGGGCAUUUAGUACUAUAGGGGUUAUUGAAACAUUGUUUGCAUUGAAAAAUGGAACACUGCAAUCAUUGAGUGUUCAAGAGAUGAUUGAUUGUGCAAAAAAUGAUAAUAAUGGUUGCGAGGGAGGAGAUAUAUGCAGCUUACUCAGUUGGUUGGUUGCUACUAAAACAAAAAUUGUCCCAGAAUCAAAUUAUCCAUUUAUACGUAAAACAGAUACUUGUAAACUACAGAAAGCCUCCAUGAAGACUCAAACUGGGAUUAGAGUCUCAGACUACACUUGUGAUAGCUAUGUAAAAGCUGAGGAUAAGCUGUUAUCAACAAUAGUAAAUAAAGGUCCUGUAGCUACAGCUGUUAAUGCUCUAUCCUGGCAGAAUUACUUAGGAGGAGUAAUACAAUAUCAUUGCGAUGGUGCCUAUACUAGUCUUAACCACGCAGUGGAAAUUGUUGGAUAUGAUAAAACUGGUCCAAUACCAUUUUACAUUGUAAAAAAUUCAUGGGGUCCUUCAUUUGGAGAUAAAGGAUAUUUGUACAUUGCGAUAGGAAGCAAUGUUUGUGGAAUUGCUCAUCAAGCAUCAACGAUUAACAUAGUGCCUUAAUAAAAUGUUCAUAACAUUUGAAAAGAAAAUGAAGAUUCUUUAAAAAUUAAAGAAAUUAAAAAUAUAUAUUAAUA
Molecule: messenger RNA, 2084 nt
Organism: Trichogramma pretiosum
Lineage: Eukaryota; Metazoa; Arthropoda; Insecta; Hymenoptera; Trichogrammatidae
Product: cathepsin O-like
Exons: 6
Coding region: 934-2010 (358 amino acids)
Cellular component (GO): lysosome
Molecular function (GO): cysteine-type endopeptidase activity
Source: RefSeq, a predicted model, not a curated record